Molecule: messenger RNA, 1851 nt
Organism: Dictyostelium purpureum
Lineage: Eukaryota; Evosea; Eumycetozoa; Dictyosteliales; Dictyosteliaceae
Exons: 2
Coding region: 250-1851 (533 amino acids)
Source: RefSeq, a predicted model, not a curated record
AAUUCUUAAUUUUUUAUUUUAUUUUAUAAAUAUAUCGAGAGAAAGAAAAAAUCAAUAACUAUCCAACAUAAUCUUAUCCAAUAAAAUCAAUACCAUCCAAUAAAAAUAUAUCUAUACUUUAUAAAAUUCUAAAAAAAUCAUCAUCAUUACUAAUCAAAAAAAAAAAACACUAUACUAUUUUACCAAUCACAAUCGAAUAAAAAUAAUAAAAAUAUAUAUUAGUAAUCUUAUACAAAAAAUAAUAUAAAAAUGAUUUAUAAUCAACCUUUAAUCGAAAUAACAAAACAAGGAGCAGUAGCUGUCGAAGAGAUUAAAUUUUCACCUCCUAAACUACAAUCUUUAAUCGCUGCUGCAAACCAAAUGACAAAAAAUGGACCAGCUUUAAAAAAUAAACAUAUUCUUCAACUCCAAAAUCAGCAUUUGGGUGGUGCACCACAACAAUCAUCCAUAAUUUCUUUAAAUUCGUUAAAUCCAUAUUAUGCCCAACAAGUAUUAUUACAAUUACAAAAACCACACAACUUUAUUAAACAUGUACAUGUAGUAGUCAAAAACACACCAUUCAAUAUAACAAUGAGAUCCAACGAUCCACAAUUUAAUUUCCAUAAUUACGUUAUCAAAGCAACAUUACUCUAUGAUAGUGACCCACCAAAAAUGGUAGAUUUCAUUCACAACGAACCAUUACAAUAUGUUGCCACCGUUAGCGAUGAUGGAACCGAAGUUACUGUAGAAGUUAAAGUUGGCAUUCUUUCAAGUCAGCAUCAAGGCUCGAUGUUUCUUGCUGUUUUGCACAUCAGUCACACAACAGUACCACCACCAACAAGUAGUGAACCAAUUAUGACUAUCCUAAAUAAUAUUGGAAACAAUUCAUUAGCCAAUGCAUCACAGACAAUCUACAACAUUUGUAUGGUUUCGCAUCCAAUUAGAAUCGUAUCCAAGGUCGACCAUGUUAAAAAAGAAGGUAUUCCAAUCUUAAAAAAAAAAACAUUCCACGAAAUACUUACCGAUAAGCUAAAGAAACUUUCAAAAUUCCAAGAUGGCCAAAGCAAAUGGAUCAAGAAUCUUUACCAACAACACCAAAUAGAAUUUGAUAUGGAGCCAUACUGUCCAAAAAUAAAUGAUGAAAACUCAUCCAAUUCAUCUACACCAUCACUAAGCUCCUAUUCGAAUAGAUUAAAUGAUGAAGAUGAAGAUAAUGAAAGUGACGACGAUAGCGAAGAUGAAGACUUUAACAACAAUACCAAAUUUGAUAUUUCAAAGCAACAACAACAAAAUACAUUAAAUUUAUUAAAUAACAAUAUUAAACACCAACAACAACUACAUAAACAAUUACAAUAUGCCCAACAACACCAAAAACAACACCUAUUACAACAAGCACAACCACAACAAGCAAAUAACUUUCAAAACUCCUUUAAUAGAGUCGUCGAAGCAUUUAAAUAUGUACCUGAAAAUGAAAGAAAAGAUAUUAUACAAAAAAUGGUUGAACAAUUACGUUCUGACGAUUUGGAACAAUUAGUUUCAACAUUUAUGGACGAACUUGGUGCAAGUGAUACAUCAAGUGAUACUGGUACUGACACUUCAAAAGAUUCAAAUGAAACCAACUGCUAUUGUGAAAAUUGCCCCUCUAAAAUCGAAUUACAACGUUUUAUGAAUUUUUUUGUGCCACCACCUCCACCACACUCACUAUUCCACCACAAUACCCCAACUUUUAAUCAUGAAAUUUUAACUCCAAGUCCAAUAAUUAAUAGUAAUAAUAAUAAUAAUAAUAAUAACAAUAACAACUGUAAUAGUGCUGCAAGUAACAACAGUAAUGUACCAAUUCAAAAUGAUUUAUUACAAUUACCCGUUAUAUAA